Molecule: messenger RNA, 2407 nt
Organism: Magallana angulata
Lineage: Eukaryota; Metazoa; Mollusca; Bivalvia; Ostreida; Ostreidae
Exons: 3
Coding region: 183-2243 (686 amino acids)
Source: RefSeq, a predicted model, not a curated record
ACUUUUAUUAGCUUGCUAUUAUUUACCUGACAGCUUUGAGUCAUACGCACUGGCGAGGAUCUAUUUUUAGAACACUGUAGACAAGCAUUAGCGCGGUAACCCGGAUUAGCGUGCCACUACAGCAAUAUCCGCCAUUUUGCUAAGGUUGUCGCUACACUCUGUGUUUGGGGUAGAUUUUUAAUAUGGACGAAAAGAUGGAAAUAUUUAAAUUAGCACAGUCUUACAAAAUAGACUGGGGACUUGUGCUGGACGGCAAAGUUUAUGAAGUACUUAGUGCGCAUGCGCAGUCAAUGGGCUGCGAACUUGAUCUUUUUAUGCUGCCACUGUUCGUUUCUGCGGCUAAUUUCAUGGGACCAAAAACAAAAAUACAGAUUACCCAGAGCUGGAUUGAGCGACCAAGUCUGAUGGGCAUAGUUGCAGCUAGACGCGGUGAAAGGAAAACUACUGUGUUAAACUUUAUCAAAAGUUGCAGCCGACGAGUUCAAACCGAGACCAGGGUCACUAAAGAAGAAGAAACAAGGUCAACAGAGACUGGACUAAAAGACGCAAUGAAUGUUGAUGGCGUCACAGAGACAUGUAACGUGAAUGGGAGCAGAUUGUUUGUCAUUGAUGAUCUAGACGAAGUGAUGAAACAAGUGACCAAAGCGCCAGAUUUCUGGAACUCGUAUACCCUGCAGAAGUCAGUUUUAUUCCCUUAUUCAGACGCUUCCUACAGUGAAAACAUCAAUGUUGCAGCAACCGUGCAGGGAGCACAGAUAACAGAGAUCAUAAACUGGCCCGAUCCUGGGAGACUGCUGGACCGGGUUUUAGUUUUAUGUGCACGUGAUUCGGAGGAAAUGACGUUUUCUUUGAAACAAUGUACGUCACUUCAUAUCAUUUUUCAGAGAGUGCACGAGUUAUACAAUAACAAUGAUAUUACAUACACAUUUAGCGACGAUGCAUUGCAAGAAUUGGAAAGAAUGGCUGGAGUGGUGAAUUCAAUAAAGAAAGAGUGCCACAACGACGAGUUAAAACGAGGCUGUGCUAAUCACGUGAUGAGCCAAACGGCGCGAUUAAGUGCAGUUUCCCAUGCUCUGACGCAUGCUGUUUCCGAUAGCAGAUCAGACUAUGUGAUUUCAAAAACGACUGUUCAGGGUAUGUUUGUAAUCUGUUUGUACAUGCUGCGACAGAAAUGUCUUUUGUUACACGGCUCCGACUCCGCGGGUUACUCCCAGCUCUUCCACUCCAUAUUGAGUAGUGAAGUCGAAUUGCUAAAGCCAACGGAAGUUCGCAAUGCCUUUAAUUCUCAAGAAAAUGGAGAUGAUGUUAUAGAAAUAACUCUAGAUGGAAAUAAUGAACCAGUAGCCAGAAUUAUACCUAAACGCGAGGAUAAAGAAGAAAAUCCCUCCAUGGAAGCCUCGUCAUCAUCUGACGUCACAAUUUGGCAGAUGGAAAGCAGAGACCGUGACGAAAAUCAAACGGAGCGGAGCCUGAGCAGUAUGUAUUACCCGGGUGUUCAGACUUCACAGCAGCAGAUAAUAGAGUACCAAAAACAGCAUGGUAUGAUGACUACUUCACCGAGCAGAGAGACGGUGAAUCUUCAACACUAUGAACCUGACCAGCUUUGUGUAUCUAAAAACGAGAGUCCAAAACAGGACAACAUGACAAGUGUACUGAGACCAAGGGGCAAGUUCCGCCCACCACCCCCACCUUUGAAACCCCGCCCCCACCAGCUGCACAUGAAUCGUCGGUUUAUUCCCGCACCAAAACGACUGAACGACAGGACACAGCACAAAACAUGUGUCUUUACCUGUAGUGACAAUAUAUUUGUUCAGAUUUGUUUUGCCAAGAUCAGAAAAUGUCUGCUGACCAAAGGACUGUUCAUUACCUCUUCGUACGCCUGUCAGUAUCGACUCUUCCCUCCCGUACCGUUAGUACAGAGGACUUCAUCCCCACGGACAACUCACCCGUCUUGGGCAGCCGUCAAGUUUUUCGAGAGGUUGGAGACCCUAGGCUUUGGCGAGGUCACAGUUUUUCGCUCUCAGUCGGUAAAAUUUAAGAAGAAGCCCCUUGAGGAGAUGUCGGAGAGAGCUAGGAAUAUUCUCAAACAAGUAGGAAUAGCGGAGGAUGAAUACAUAUCAGCGCUGACGACAGAUGAUGACGUCAGUCUUACGUCAUUACCGGAGUACAACUAUCUUUUCACUGUUAAUCAGAACGGGAACAUGGAAACCGAAGACGCAGAAGAACAAGUUCAAGUGAGAUGAAAGCAUCUUCAAGUUAAAAUACGGUCCGGUGUUAUCGAGACAAAUCAAUCUUUUGUCUUUUUAUUUGUUUCAAAUCACGAAAUAGUACUGAAACACUUGUUCAACGGUUUUCUUUUUCCACCAGUUUUGUGUUCUUUUUACCAAUAAAAAUUGUUGUUAACGAC